AUGUACUAUAAAGAUAACGAUGAAUUGUUAGUGGAACAUUUCCGACUACAAAAGGAUAUAAACGAUAUUCAAUCACAAAUAAGAAAGUUAGAAAAGACGAAUCAGUUGCUAGACCACCAGAAUGAAAAGUUGAGAUCGGAGCUGGAAAGUAAAAAUAUAAUACCAAGUCAGAUUGAGAGUAGCAACAGUGGAAUAACGAGGCUGUUGGAUAAGACGUACCUGGUGAAAACACUGAGUAAAGCAUCUGAAAUAUGUGAAGUGGCAACAGGGGAGAUAAUAAAGCAUGCCAAAUACGUGACAAACAACAUAAUCAGUAACCUAAACACAGUUACAACCCUGAAAAACAAUAUACUGAACAACAUGAAUACACACAGACAGGAUACGUGCAGAGAAAGCACUAGCAAGGAUCGAUUGCUCGUCAUGGAAAGUUUCAACGACUCGGAAAAGACGAACAGUAUGCUCGACUCAACAAUAAUAAGCAAUUUGUCAAGCAACGAGUCGCUAAUGUUGUCUGACGAGGAGUACACGCAGGUGCAUCACACAGGACAGUACCAAUAG
Theileria orientalis strain Shintoku is the source of this 558-nucleotide messenger RNA. RefSeq lists its product as hypothetical. Lineage: Eukaryota; Apicomplexa; Aconoidasida; Piroplasmida; Theileriidae. The transcript is spliced from 3 exons. The coding region runs from base 1 to 558 and encodes 185 amino acids. The record is from RefSeq and is a predicted model, not a curated record.